Molecule: messenger RNA, 312 nt
Organism: Protopolystoma xenopodis
Lineage: Eukaryota; Metazoa; Platyhelminthes; Monogenea; Polystomatidea; Polystomatidae
Source: the annotation of a GenBank genome assembly
AUGUCGCAUCGUCAUGUGAAACAGCGCCAAUUGCAGGCAGCUGCAGCCAUAGGCGUUCGCAUCACGACCCCUUGGCCACGUAACCACUUUCUUUGCCCUCAAAACCUUUCAUAUCCUCCCGUCCAGGUGGCCAAGGCUCCCAGCACUGCCCAAUCCCCUUCUGCCGGAUCUCGACGUUCUUGCUCCACUCUCGCAGGUGGUCACAGGUCAGGCCUGCCCAAAGUGCCCCCAAACGCCCAGGCAACAACCAGCUGGGGCUCGAGUCUCACUCCUCGUCAACCCGAGACCCCAACCGGCCCCUUCUCCGACUGA